This is a messenger RNA of Phyllostomus hastatus (greater spear-nosed bat), 2849 nucleotides long. RefSeq names its product alpha tocopherol transfer protein (gene TTPA). The transcript has 5 exons. The record is from RefSeq and is a predicted model, not a curated record. The coding region runs from base 129 to 968 and encodes 279 amino acids. Lineage: Eukaryota; Metazoa; Chordata; Mammalia; Chiroptera; Phyllostomidae. Gene Ontology annotation, molecular function: phosphatidylinositol bisphosphate binding. Gene Ontology annotation, cellular component: membrane.
GCGGGGCGGGAGGGUGGGCAAGCGCGGGGCAGCGGCCGCCGGGGGAGGGCGUGGAGGGUGGUGCAGCCCACGCUUUUCCGGACAGCCAGGGCCACCCCAGCCGGAGCGGCGGGCGGCGGGCGGCGGGCAUGGCAGAGGCGCGGCUGGGGCCGGCGACGGCCACCGGGCUGCAGCUGAGCGCGCUGCCCGACCACUCUCUGCUGUUGCAGCCCAGCCUGGCCGAGCUGCGGCGCCGGGCGCGGGCCGAGGGCGCUCCGCUCGCGAAGCUGCCGCUCACCGACUCCUUCCUGCUGCGCUUCCUGCGCGCCCGGGACUUCGACCUCGACCUGGCCUGGAGGUUACUGAAAAACUAUUCUAAGUGGAGAGAAGAAUGUCCAGAAAUAAGUGCAGAUCUACACCCUGGUAGUGUUCUUGGCCUCCUGAGGGCAGGCUACCUUGGAGCCCUGAGAGCCAGGGAUCCCACCGGCAGCAGAGUUCUCAUUUACAGAAUCGCAUACUGGGACCCCAAAGUUUUUACAGCUUAUGAUGUAUUCCGUUUAAGUCUAAUCACAUCCGAGCUUAUUGUUCAGGAGGUAGAAACCCAACGGAAUGGAAUCAAGGUUGUCUUUGAUCUGGAUGGCUGGCAUUUUUCUCAUGCUUUUCAAAUUACCCCAACUGUAGCCAAGAAGAUUGCUGCUGUUCUUACAGAUUCCUUUCCAUUAAAAGUUCGUGGCAUCCACUUGAUAAAUGCACCGAUAAUUUUUCAUGCUGUCUUUUCCAUGAUUAAACCAUUCCUGACUGACAAAAUUAAGGAACGGAUUCAUAUGCAUGGGGCCAAUUACAAACAAAGCUUACUUCAGCAUUUCCCAGACAUUCUUCCUCUGGAAUAUGGUGGUGAAGGAUUCUCCAUGGAAGACAUUUGUCAAGAGUGGACACAUUUUGUAAUGAAGUCUGAAAAUUAUCUCAGCAGUAUUUCUCAGACCACUUAAUGAGAAGUUAUUUAAUGUGAGUGCCUUGAGUACCUUCCUAAUUAAAAAUACAUAAAUAAGAUCAUACCUGGUAACAUGAAUGAAAGAAGAAAAGUCUUUUUUAUCUCAUUAAUGCUUGUCUGGCUGAUCUUUUGUGAUAUGAGCAACAUAUGUAUUUAGGAAACUACUUUUUAAAUGCAUUUACCUUUGAAGUAAUUAAAUGUUAAUAUACUUAAAAGCAUAGAAGAGAUAUACUGAUUUUUACACUUGAAAGUUAUCUGUAAAGUAGCUAUUCAUUUGUACCUUUGUAUGUUUCCAGAAACUUUUGUUUCAAAUAGUUUGUCUGAGUACAUUUGUUCAGGAACAAAUGUAUAAAUAGUCCAUUAAAAAGAAUUAUUAGUACAACUCAACUGAUGAUAAAAAUCUCUUAAUACUCAUUUUGGGUGGGUGUCAGAUUAGAUUAUAAUUCAGAUUAAAAUCUGAAUAUGGUUUUACUGUAUUUACUUUUCUGUGAGCCAGCAAGACAGUUCAUCUCAGGGAAAUUCUAUUUUAGCAUAUUUGCACAAUAGAAACUCUUGAUGGCAGAGUCUAUAUAUCAUAAAUUAUUGUGUGUAGCAUCUGUGGGCCUCUGUGAAAUAACUGCUGAUACAAUUUUGAAAAUAUUUCAGGCAGAGUUAAUGACUUCUUAAUACUGUGUCUGUCUGCAUUUUUAUACAAAUCAAGAAUGUAAUUUUGACUUCUGUUUUUGGUGAUUCUUAUCAUGAUUGCAUAGAUAUUUAGAGACAGAACAAUGGUUGUAUGUAUGGACUCUCUUUUUAGUGGAACAAUAACAUGACAACAAAAGGAAAAUCAUAUGUCUCCAUUUUUUAAAUCACUGUCACAUACAUCUGGAAUUUUGAGGAUUAUGCAUGAAAUGAUUUGAAUUUUAUUAUCAUCGCAGAAUAUUCAAGCCAAAUCCUAUAAUUCACAUUUACUUAAAAAAAUCAGUAGUAGAAAUAUGAUGUUUGUACUGUAGCUUAUAACAGAAUAUUUCAUUUAUUGAGAAAUAUGAAGGUAUGGCUUUCAAUUUGUGACAGUUCUUAUAGUGUUUUAUAAUUUUCAAUUUUAUUUUAACUUCAAAAAUUAAAGAAAAUACUGAAAAAUUUGUUAGACAUUUGCUCAACUUAGUUGGGUUUCUACAUAAAUCAUACAAUAGUAUCUUUGUGAAAGAGUAUGUGAAGGAUGUUUUUCUUUAUAAGAAAAUUAUUCUAAUUAGGUGAGCUGAUAUUUAUUUUCUGCACAUAUAUCUAUGAUAAAAUUGAGAGCAAUUGUGAAUGUUCUUUAAAGAAUGUGUUUUAUUUUGAUUUAGCAUUGGGAAAUCUGAUUUUACAUUACAAUUUUUAUGAAAAAUUAGAUGGUGCCUGUUUUCUAAAGAAAAAGUUUUUCUUUUUUACAAUAAAACCAUUUUAAAAGAGUAAACAAUAACAACAAAAAGCUCUGGUUUACCCAGCUUUUAUUCCUAGAAGGAGAUUCACAUAGCAAAGUAUCUUUUCAUUUAUGCUGGGUUACUUAACACACUGCCGCAUGGCUCUGUAAAAGAAUGAUUAUGUUAGCACGUGAAUAAUGGACAACAUUUAAGAAUGUCUUUUAAAUGUGAUUCAGUAGUGAUGUUAUUAGCAGUAAAUAGAAAUAAGUCAAUCAGGAGAAGGGCGUUUUAUUCUGGGACCUUGAAAUUUUUACAAAAUGCAGCAAUUCACCGAAGAACAUUAGAAGAACAGUGUGAAAUGAGCAGGCAGUUUUGUGAGGUGGCACCAGAAGUGCCCUUUGAAGAUUGUCUCUACCACGUGCUCAUUGUGUUACUGAACUGCAUAAUAAUUUAUGUUUUAAUACUGUUCAAAAGAAAAUAAAGAUUUUUCACAUAAA